AAUGAAAAUAGAGAUAACAAAUAAUUGCCAAGUAUAGUGAACAUGAUACGAUGGAAUUCUUGGAAAUAAAAAAUAAAUAUAGAUUAAAUCAAUAAUAUUGGAAUGGAAUAGCUGAAUUAAAUAAGGUGGAUAAAUCUACAAAUCCUAGGGAUAAACUUAGAUCAAUAUAAUAAAUGUAAUGUUUAAUAAAAUGUAUAGAAUUAAUAUAAUAUUAUUAUUAGCAUUAAUAUAUGAAAAUAGUAAUUGUGAAUUAGCAACAAUGGAUGAUGAAUUACCAGUUAUGAUAUACAUCAUCUUAUAUAGUGAAUUUUAGAAUAAAUUUGCAUCUAUCCAUUAUGUGGAUGAUUUCUGUAACAGUGAUCCAACAAUAGAAACUGGAAAAAGAACAGUAACAACUUUGAGAGUGUCUUUAGAAUAUAUUGCUAAUGAAUGGAAUAUAUGA
This is a messenger RNA of Paramecium primaurelia, 442 nucleotides long. The record is from the annotation of a GenBank genome assembly. Lineage: Eukaryota; Ciliophora; Oligohymenophorea; Peniculida; Parameciidae.